Molecule: messenger RNA, 6080 nt
Organism: Coturnix japonica (Japanese quail)
Lineage: Eukaryota; Metazoa; Chordata; Aves; Galliformes; Phasianidae
Gene: ETS1
Product: ETS proto-oncogene 1, transcription factor
Biological process (GO): cell differentiation; regulation of transcription by RNA polymerase II
Cellular component (GO): nucleus
Molecular function (GO): sequence-specific DNA binding; DNA-binding transcription factor activity, RNA polymerase II-specific
Source: RefSeq, a predicted model, not a curated record
GGUAUUUCCAUCCUCCCCAGCUCCGGCGCAGAGGAUAGCACCAGGUAGUUGGAGAGAGACCGGAGACAAGUGUGGGGAGCCGUGGAGGACAUAAGCUUUUUCCUUGGUCUUCCAGAUAAGUAGCACCUCAGAGAUGAUGAGUUACUACAUGGACACAACCAUUGGCAGCACGGGCCCUUAUCCUUUGGCUCGCCCUGGAGUGAUGAAGCAAGGUGCUGGCAGCUGCUGUGAGGACCCUUGGAUGCCGUGCAGGCUGCAGUCAGCCUGCUGCCUGCCCAGGACCUGCUGCCCACCAUGGGAUGAAGCAGCCAUCCAGGAGGUGCCCACUGGCCUGGAGCACUAUGGCACAGACAUGGAAUGUGCAGAUGUGCCUUUGUUAACCCCUAGCAGCAAGGAAAUGAUGUCUCAGGCACUGAAAGCCACCUUCAGCGGCUUUGCAAAGGAGCAGCAGAGGCUGGGAAUCCCCAAAGAUCCCCAGCAGUGGACAGAGACGCACGUGCGGGACUGGGUGAUGUGGGCAGUGAAUGAAUUCAGCCUGAAGGGAGUGGAUUUCCAGAAGUUCUGCAUGAACGGAGCUGCUCUCUGCGCCCUGGGCAAGGAGUGCUUCCUGGAGCUAGCGCCCGACUUUGUGGGUGAUAUCCUUUGGGAACACCUGGAGAUCUUGCAGAAAGAAGAGGCAAAACCUUACCCAGCAAAUGGAGUGAAUACAGCGUAUCCAGAAUCCCGCUAUACUUCAGACUACUUCAUUAGUUAUGGCAUUGAGCACGCACAGUGUGUGCCUCCCUCCGAGUUCUCUGAGCCCAGCUUCAUCACUGAGUCCUACCAGACCCUCCAUCCCAUCAGCUCAGAAGAGCUUCUGUCCCUCAAGUACGAGAACGACUAUCCCUCAGUCAUCCUGCGUGACCCUGUCCAGACAGAAUCCCUGCAGACAGACUACUUCACGAUCAAGCAAGAAGUGGUAACACCAGACAACAUGUGCAUGGGACGUGCCAGUCGAGGUAAACUGGGUGGUCAGGACUCCUUUGAGAGCAUAGAGAGCUACGACAGCUGUGACCGCCUGACGCAGUCCUGGAGCAGCCAGUCCUCCUUCCAGAGCCUGCAGCGCGUCCCCUCCUACGAUAGCUUUGACUCGGAGGACUAUCCCGCCGCCCUGCCCAACCACAAACCCAAGGGCACCUUCAAGGACUAUGUUCGAGAUCGGGCUGACAUGAACAAGGACAAGCCUGUCAUUCCUGCAGCUGCCCUUGCUGGCUACACAGGCAGUGGACCCAUCCAACUGUGGCAAUUCCUGCUGGAGUUACUGACUGACAAGUCCUGCCAGUCCUUUAUUAGUUGGACGGGCGAUGGCUGGGAGUUCAAGCUUUCUGAUCCAGAUGAGGUGGCCAGACGGUGGGGCAAGAGGAAAAACAAGCCCAAGAUGAACUAUGAGAAGCUGAGCCGAGGGCUGCGUUACUAUUAUGACAAGAACAUCAUCCACAAGACAGCCGGCAAGCGCUACGUCUACCGCUUCGUCUGCGACCUGCAGAGCCUGCUGGGCUACACACCAGAGGAGCUGCAUGCCAUGCUGGACGUCAAGCCAGAUGCUGAUGAGUGAAUUCUGAAGAGUUUAUGGGACUUCAUUUAUUAUAAUUUUUUUUUUCUUUUUUUUAAUUUUUUUUUGUUUUUUUGUUAGAGAGCAACUCAGAUUCAAUGCUUUGAGGAUGUCGGGAGAGAGGGCGGUGGGUGAGUCAAACUUCACGUUGGAAUAACCUCAGAAGUUUGGUUGGGAGAAGGAUGAGCCCUUUGUUUGCUGAGAGCUCCAGGACAGGCUUUUUUGGGGGGUGAGAUUCUGAGUUUUAAGAAAGCCAGAAAAAUGUAGCUCACUUUAAAAAGAAAAAAAAAAAAGAAAGAAAAAAAAAGCAAACAGAAAAACCUCCCCGUCCCUUGCUGGAUAGAAAAGAUAUUAAGAAAUGGAUCCCUUUGGUUAUUGUGCUGCUGGCACAACAAGCUGACAGUUCAGGAAAUGAUAGUAUUCCUAAGGAUCCGAGGGCUUCAAACUUGCUUUUUUUGGGGGGGGUGGGAGGGUGGGGGGAGGGAAAACAAAAGUGGGUGAAACUUCCUGCUUUGGGGAGGGGCAAGAUAGGAAAAAACCCAAGAACUGGUUGUUGUUCUUGUCGCAUCGCCUUUCUGUCCGUUGUCUUCUUUUAUACAAAGGACGGAUCUUUUUUUUCUAGGAGGGAUCAUGACUCUUUUUUUUAAAAGAAAAAAAAAAAAACAACAAAAAAAAUUGUUAAAGUUUUUAUUUUAUUAAAUUUUGUGCCAGUAUUUUUUAAUUUUUUUUAAUUUUUUAAAUAGUCUUAAGCUCUAAGAUGGUCUCAGUAUUGCAAUACCGUGUGUGUUUGUUUCUGUUAUGCCAGCAGAGUUUUAUCACAGCGAGAAAAAAGAGAAAAUGGUUUCUGUAGACCCCACAGGAGAAGGGCAGCGCUGCAGUCUGUGCUGUCUGGGUGGGAUGUGAUGGAGCCCCAGAUCUGCUGCUGCCAGUUGGGGGUCUCUGCUCCCACCCGCAGCCCCAGCGCUCCGUUCUGCUAAGUGCUGCUAAAGCUGGGUGAGAUUUCCAACAGUGCUUUCUUGUUGUUGCUGUUCAAAAUUGGUCUCUCGCUUCCAUCUGCUCCUUGCGCUGACAGUGAGUUUCCAAAGCGUACCGAGAUUUUUUGCAGUGAAAAAUGCCUUUUGUGUUUUCCCAAUGGAGUUUUUGCUCCAGGCUGGAUGUGGAUCUGGGCAGCCAGGUCUGGUUGUUGGUGACCCCACAGGGUGGUUGAAACCGGAUGAUCACUGUGGUCCUUUUCAACCCAGGCCAUUCUAUGAGGAACACUUUGGUGCUUUCAGAAACUCUCUCAAUUUUUGGAGGGGACAGGGGAGAAAUCCCCAUAUUUUGACUGCAGUAAAUGAACGCUGUAGAAGUUGGAGAGGGGAAAAAAAAUCAGGAAAAUAUUGAAAAACAAAAAGGAAAUGUUUCUUCCUUCCUGUUUUGAGCAGCUCUGUCUUUAUUGCUGUAUGUCUUAGCCAGCCUGGGCACCCGCAGAAGGGAAAUUGGCCUUUGCAAAUGGGGUCUUUACUGCCCCUUGUGAGCCUGAUCUGCAAACCGUGUCAGAGUGUGAUUAACAUGAAGCACAUGACUGUUGGUGGUGGGGUGGGUGACACGUCUUGUGCUUGACCGAGUGCAGGAGCACAGCAGAGUCGGUUCUGGGGGGCUGCUUCCAUGUGUUGGAGCUUUUCAACCCCAUUUACCCAUAAAGGAGUGAAUCCCACUCUGCUGGGCAAAGACAGCGCAGGGCUGGACUCAGUGUGACAGAAGGGACUCAGUGGUAAAAAUUAACAUUCCUGGAGGUGACCCCAGGGCAGAAUCCAUGCAGAUCUGGCUGUAGGAUCGGGGCGUUUGCCCCAGAGAGCUGUUGGAUGUUUUAUUUUUAAAGACAGUAUUAUGCAUUUGAACCAAAAGUAGCUUUUUUUGUGUGUUACUUGUCCGUCUGAGUGUCUUGUGCAGCUGCAUUCACCCAGAGGCACUGCCAGGGGGAAGAGGAGGGCAGCUUUCAGGAGAGCUGCUGGAGGGGGUGCAGAUGGAGGUGUAGGUAAGGGAGGAUGUUGGGUAUGCUCACAGUGUUGGGGCUGCACGUUGUCCCACUGAGCAUGUGCAAAAAGUAGCAGGACAGAUGGAAAGGAAAGAAAAUAGGAUGGAAGGAUGGUGAAAGGUGUGUGCACCAAAGGAGGGGUGGCCCACCCCUUCACUAACUGCUGGGAGGUGAAAGAUAGAUGGGUUCCUUGGGCAAGUGGGGAAAGCAGCUCUGAGCUGGAGGGGAGGAAGGGCAGUGCAUGUACUGGAGCUGCAGUGAGGACUUCACCCAGCAGGGACCAGCUCAUCAAGGGGCAGAGGGAAUGGUUGCUGCAGCUGCUGGGCAAAGGGGGGCAAGGCACAAUGGCACAGAAAUAGGUGGCAGGGGUUUAGUGAAAGGACACCCCAACAUUGCAUGGCAGCUCAUUAGGGUUUUAGCUCUCAGUGAUUUUCUUAGGUUUUUGGGGUUGCUUUCUUGCAUUUCACUGCAAAGUGUGCUUUGCUAACAGAAUCCCUUCCAGCCCCCACAUGCAGUCAAGUGGCCAAGCUCCCAUCUCCUGCCUGUGGUAUCACACUGUGCCCUAGGAAAUGCCUCCUGCUUGGCCCUGCUGCAGCUGAAGUGCCUUUUUCAAGCAGAAAACAGGGAUAACAUUUCACUCUGAUGGUAGGAGUCAGAGUUUUGGGUACCGAACCCAUCAUUCCAGCAGGCCAAAUCCCUCAUCUCCCAGUUUGCUGUUCUCUUCAACUCUUUAUUCCCAUUAUAGAGACCAUCCCAGAGAGGGCUGUGUGCUGUUUAUACACUGGAAAUGUGUGGAUUUAUUUUUGUUUCUUUUUUUUCCCACUUUUGUAACUGCUCAUUGACUAUUGGAGAGGGAGGUGUGACCUCCUGUUCUUCAAGGCCAUGAAAGUCUGGUGAACUCACACACACGUGCUGAACCAGCAGGAUGGGUUUGAGAGGGAUCUGCCAGGGAUGGGACUUGCUCCUCUGCUGGCUGCUCUGUGUAACAGUGAGCUCCAGCCUUGGCAGAUACAGGUGACACUCAGGAAUUGGAUGGGUUUGUCUUGUUCUGGAACAUCUCCAGUGAUUGAUUUGGAGUGUUUUCUUUGUCCUGCUCCUGAUCUGCUGUUCUUGGUGUCUGACCCCAGUGGGGCACAUCCCCUUCACCCGCUGUGUCCUAUUUGACCCCCAGCCUGGGGAGCACAGCUCUCUGCACUGUGGUGACCUUCCUUUCCCAAUGGCUUUUUAAGGUGCAUUUCCCAAAGAAUGGGUCAUUUCAAAGAUCAGGGGAAAGGGGCCUCAGUAAGAGGUGUAAAAUGCUGGAAAAAAGCAAGCAUGUUUGCCUAGAUCUAUCCUCCAUCUCUGUGUAUGAUGACCACAACCUGUGCAGAGAUGUAUGCAAGUGCAGAUCCAUUUAUCUACACUUUACAACCAUCCAGUUCCAGGCAUGGUCACUCAGAAUGUGAUCACUUUGGAGAAGUGAUAGAACCAUUAAGGUCAAAAAAGCUCACGAGGUCACCAUGUCCAACCCCAAACCGUCCCCACCGCGCCCAUUGAACCAGAGAGUGGUUCAGCGAGAACCAGAAGAUAUCACACAGUUUAACCUCUUCCCCUAUUCCCAAACCAGCACCCACUCCACAAAGCAAUCCCAGUAAGCACCAAGCAAUGCAGGGGCUGUAGGAAGCAUCUCCACUUUCUGCCUCGUUGCCUUCUGGAGGGCUUUUCUGCAGAGCUUUAGGGCCUGACCGCCACAUUGCUGUGAGCAUCACAAGCGUUGGGUUCCUCAGCAUGCUCUGCUCUCUGGCGGGGUCUAUCCAGCAUCCGCGAGCUGUUGUCUACAUUCCAAAGAGGUCUAAAUAAAUGAUGAAUCUAUGUGUGCAUUUAUGUUAUAAUAGAAUCUGUCCAGGAAUUAACUGCCUCAGUAUAAAAAGAAACCAACUAGAGAAAAAAAAAGUCGUCGUUGUUUGUCGUUAAACGUUUUGUUUUUACAGAUGGGAAUCUGUUGUUUUUUUGUUGUUUUUAAGCUGAUAAAGAUAGAAGAAGAGAGAAAAAAAGAAGAGAUUGUUAUAUUGUGCCGUUCGACUAUUUUCCAACGUGUAUUUUCAUAUAAUUUAUAUUUUUUAAAAGCGGGGGGAAAAAAAAUAAAAAAUAAAAAAAAAUAAAAAAAAGAACUUUAAAAGCAAGAUUAAAAAAAUAAAAAACAAAUGAAACAGAACCAAGGAAAAAAAAAAAGCAGGUGCUUUUUACAAACUGAGCUGAGGUAGCAUAGAGAUGUAGCGGUGUGUGUGUGUGUCCGUGUGCUGUGGUGGUGUUGUUUCCAAAGGAUACAAAAAAAUGCCCCUCCUCCAUUGAAUACUUAAAGAAGGAAGGGGUUGGUUUUGUUUUAAUUGCUGAUGCUGGCACAUCAUUUUGCUGGAGAGUUUUUUAUAUACUGUAGCCUUAUUUCAUAUUGUAUUUUAAACCAUGUGGAAUUAAAAGAAGAAUAAUUCAUAG